Yamadazyma jaroonii is the source of this 843-nucleotide messenger RNA. The record is from the annotation of a GenBank genome assembly. NCBI's taxonomy places the organism in Eukaryota, Fungi, Ascomycota, Pichiomycetes, Serinales, Debaryomycetaceae.
AUGUUAAGGUUAACAACUAUAGGAUUAAAUGGUACUUCAAGAAGUAUUAAUAACCAAAGAGUUAUAAAAUCCGUCAUAGGAUUAAGAUUUAAUUCCAAAAAAUCAAAGAAGGAUAAUCAACAAAUGGAUUUAAGUCAAAUUCCUAUCAAAAGUGUUGGGGCCAUAGUUGAUUUCUAUAUUCCUCCUCCAAUCUUUUCAAGUCCUAUUAAAUCAUGGGCAAAUUUAAUUUUAAGAAGAAUGGGAUUAUUUGUCAUAAAUACUUAUUCAGUGGUCAAAUAUAAACAAGAUACUAAAUUAAAAUUAAAAUUUUAUGAUUGGAAAGAAGAUGCUAUGCAAAAAUUUGUUAAAGCUAAUAAAGUAUUCGCUUCAGGAUGUAAUUUACCUGCAAGUAAAAGAUCAGAUUAUAUCAAAAUGCAAUUAGAGAACAAUACUGGAUCAUUGGUUCAAAAAAAAUUAAUUGAAAGAGCUAAAACUUUCCCUAUUUCAGGUAAAUUAUCAUGGGAUUUAGUUAAAGUAGUUAAAAGUCCAAAAAUUGUUUCAUUCAUGGUUAUACCUGAUGGUAAUAAUAUUGCAACUUUCAUCCAAUUCGUUAUGAAAGUUCGUACCAAACAAAAAGUUUCCUUCAAUGACGGAACAAAUAAUAAAGAAACUGAAAGAGUCGUUGAUGACUAUUUAGUUUAUACCUUAAACCCUUAUACUGAUGAAUUAGUAUUAGUAGGAACAGUUUUUGAAUCCGAUCAUUUAAGAAACUUACAAGGAGAAACAUCUCAAAGCAUGAAAUUAAUGAAUGCAUUCCAAGAUCGUUGUGCAGAUAUUUUCAGAUCUAAUCCUAACAAAGAUUAA